Molecule: messenger RNA, 1698 nt
Organism: Penicillium soppii
Lineage: Eukaryota; Fungi; Ascomycota; Eurotiomycetes; Eurotiales; Aspergillaceae
Product: putative isoamyl alcohol oxidase
Exons: 3
Coding region: 1-1698 (565 amino acids)
Molecular function (GO): FAD binding; oxidoreductase activity
Source: RefSeq, a predicted model, not a curated record
AUGCAGGUCUGGACAUUGGCUUCCCUCGUGGCUCUCGCUGCUUCAGCAAUUGCGUCUGAUUGCCACUGUUUGCCGACCGAUAGCUGCUGGCCUGCUCCCUCGGCUUGGGCUUCGUUGAACUCUACCGUUGGUGGUCGUCUGGUUGCGACCGUGCCCAUUGGUAGCCCCUGUCACGCACCCAAUUAUGAUGCCGCCGCAUGUGCCGUCGUCAAGGCCAACUGGACUAAGCCAGAACCUCACCUCGACUCCUCGUCGUCGGUAAUGCAAACCUUCUUUGCUAAUCAGUCUUGCGACCCUUUCACCGCCAAGUCUCAAACUUGCAAGCUUGGUAACUACGUCAACUACGCUGUGAACGUUUCUUCUAGCGAUCAGGUCAUUGCUGCUGUGAACUUCGCUCGCCACCACAACAUUCGUUUUGUCAUCCGCAACACCGGCCACGAUUACCUUGGACGUUCUACUGGUGCUGGCGCCCUUUCUGUUUGGACUCACCACUUGAAUGAUAUUGAGUACCAGAACUGGUCUGGACUUUACUACCAGGGUCCUGCAUUCAAGGUCGCUGCCGGUGUGGUCGGCUACCAGAUUCUCGAGGCUGCCUCUGCCAAAGAUCUCGUUGUCGUCACUGGUGAGUGCCCCACAGUCGGUCUCGCAGGUGGUUACACCCAGGGUGGUGGUCACUCCGCUCUGAGCACCAAGUUUGGUCUUGGUGCCGAUAACACUCUGGAGUUCGAGGUUGUUACCGCUGCUGGAAAGCUGGUUAAGGCCUCUCGCACUGAGAAUGCCGAUCUCUUCUGGGCUCUGAGCGGUGGUGGCGCUGGUAAUUACGGUGUUGUCGUCUCCAUGACCGUGAAAGCUCACCAGGAUGCUCCCAUCGCUGGUGCCGCCCUCGAGUUCACUGCGGCCAACAUCACCACCGAUACCUUCUACGAGGCUGUCUCCCAGUUCCACUCUCUGCUGCCUGCCAUGGUCGACCAGGGUGUUACUGUCAUCUACCAGAUGACCUCCAAGGUCUUCAUCAUUGCCCCGAUCACUGCCUACAACCAAACUACCGAUGAUGUCAUAUCUAUUCUUAAGCCUUUCACCUCGGCCCUCACCAAGAUGGGCAUCCAGUACCAGGCCACCUACACCCAGUACGAUUCGUACUAUGACCACUACAACAAGUACAUGGGUCCUCUGCCCUGGGGCAACCUGGCUGUGGCCUCCUACCAGUAUGGUGGCCGUCUGAUCCAGCGCGAGAACUUGGAGCAGAACUACAACGGCAUUGCUGCUGCUCUCCGUAACAUCACUCAGUCCGGUGUGAUUGCUGUCGGUGUUGGCAUGAAUGUCUCUGCCCCUGCUAAUGUCUCCAACGCCAUCUUCCCCGCUCUGCGCAACGCCGCCGUGACCAUGCAGAUAGGCACACCCUGGAACGAGACUGCGCCAUGGUCCAAGAUGGUCGAUGACCAGUUCAAGAUUACCAACCAAUACGUCCCCCAGCUCGAAGCCGCCACUCCCGGCAGCGGCUGCUACCAGAACGAAGGCGACUUCCGCCAACCCAACUGGAAGGAGACCUUCUUCGGCAGCAACUACAAACCUCUGUUGACUGUAAAGCAAAAGUGGGAUCCCACCUCGUUCUUCUACGCGCUGAAGGCUGUUGGCAGUGAUGCCUGGACUGUCUCGGAGUCUGGUCGCAUGUGCCGCUCUGAAUGCCAGACCCAGUGA